This is a messenger RNA of Microthlaspi erraticum, 558 nucleotides long. Lineage: Eukaryota; Viridiplantae; Streptophyta; Magnoliopsida; Brassicales; Brassicaceae. The record is from the annotation of a GenBank genome assembly.
AUGUCCCACCACCACGCCCAAGCUAUUCACAACCAUCCAUCAUCACCAGACAUAAACAAGACACCACUUUUCCCAAGGGAGAGCUAUCAAGCUGCGCGCCAAACCAAGAUUGAAGAUAUGCUUCAAGAGUACUUGAGAAAUCAAGAAGAGAGUACAAAGAAGAUGGAGAGAAGAAUCGAUUUCAUCCAUGAGAGCCUUGGAAACAAAUCUGAAGUCCUAUUCAAGCAAGUGAUCAAGCUUGAUGAAGACAUUAAGAAGUUAAGAGAGGAUCAUGAUCGAUCUCUGACCCUAGUUAAGCUUGAUGUUGCUUCCAAAUAUCAAGAGUUGCUGAACAAGAGCAUGAGAAUUGAAGAUACUAGCUAUGGCAAUAGCAAACAUCUUGGAUCAUCUACAACCGCCUACAAGCCCUUGAAGGAUCAUCUCAUGCCAAUUACAAGAGAGAGAGGAGUCCAACACCCAACCACCCUCCCUUUUAUUGCAAUGCCAUCACAAGAAGAAGCACUACUCAAGUCCAUGAGGACAAUGAAGAAGAAGAAAGAGAGUAUGAGGAACAAUUGA